CCUGUGUGAGAGGAGGUACGCGGUUCUCCGGGCCGGCCCUCCCGCUCGCACUGCGCCUGCGUGGAAAGCGGGGUGCAUGUCCAGCCGGGGAGCAGUGGUGUUGAGAAGGGACGCUUGGCGGUGGCUGCCAUGUUGCUCUCGGCGCCUUUUCGGAGGCUCCCUGGACAUGCGGUGAAGCAGAUUCGCUGCUUUCAUGCAGCCGCUGUGCGCAGUAGUGCUGGUGGAGCCUUGUUUGUGCACAGAGAUACUCCUGAAAACAAUCCAGAUACUCCAUUUGAUUUCACAGCUGAAAAUUAUAAGAGAAUAGAGGCAAUAGUAAACAACUUCCCAGAGGGACACAGAUCUGCAGCUGUGAUGCCAGUCCUUGAUCUAGCUCAGAGACAGAAUGGAUGGCUACCUAUAUCAGCUAUGAAUAAGGUUGCUGAGAUUCUUCAGAUGCCUCCCAUGAGAGUAUACGAAGUAGCAACUUUUUACACCAUGUAUAAUCGUAAACCUGUUGGAAAGUACCAUAUUCAGAUUUGUACAACUACACCUUGCAUGUUGCGAGACUCUGAUAGCAUCUUAGAAGCCAUCCAGAAGAAGCUUGGUAUAAAAGUAGGGGAAACAACACCUGAUAAACUCUUCACACUCAUUGAAGUAGAAUGUUUGGGUGCCUGUGUAAAUGCUCCGAUGGUGCAAAUAAACGAUAAUUAUUACGAAGACCUCACCCCAAAAGACAUUGAAGACAUAAUUGAUGAACUGAAAGCUGGAAAAGUUCCAACACCUGGCCCAAGGAACGGACGCUUCUCAUGUGAGCCAGCUGGUGAACUGACUUCCUUGACAGAACCACCUAAAGGACCUGGUUUUGGAGUUCGGCCAGACCUUUAACAAUCUUGUACUAAUUGUAAAAUAACAAAAAAGACUAAUAAAUCUGAACUGUGGAUACAUGAAAA
This is a messenger RNA of Sphaerodactylus townsendi, 932 nucleotides long. It is a transcript of the gene NDUFV2, whose product is annotated as NADH:ubiquinone oxidoreductase core subunit V2. The record is from RefSeq and is a predicted model, not a curated record. Bases 130 to 867 code for a protein of 245 amino acids. Gene Ontology annotation, biological process: mitochondrial electron transport, NADH to ubiquinone. NCBI's taxonomy places the organism in Eukaryota, Metazoa, Chordata, Lepidosauria, Squamata, Sphaerodactylidae. The transcript is spliced from 8 exons. Gene Ontology annotation, molecular function: NADH dehydrogenase activity.